Molecule: messenger RNA, 936 nt
Organism: Closterium sp. Naga37s-1
Lineage: Eukaryota; Viridiplantae; Streptophyta; Zygnematophyceae; Desmidiales; Closteriaceae
Source: the annotation of a GenBank genome assembly
GUCCUCGCCACGUGCAUGGCUCGCCUGGGUUUAAAGGUGGAUCUCUCAGACAGCGUCUCUGCUGCUGCCUUGGCUCUCAGACACGACGUCACCUCUCCUGCUGCCCCAGCUGCUGGUACUGGCAUGACAGUAACCUCUCAACGCAAGAGCCGGUGGGAUGUGGUGGUGGUCGAUUUGGACAGCGAUGGGCCUUCCACAGGCCUAGCUCUAGGCCGCAUGGUGCUGCAGCUGAGGGACCUGGAGGCACAGCAUCGCGCCACCGACCCCGUUGCCAUCACACAAUCUUUUGCCUCCCUUGGGUGGGAGCAGCACUCCAACUUGCCUCUACUCGUGCUCGUGGCCAAGGACUCCAACGAGGCACUGAGAGAGGAAGCACAGAAGCUGGGCUUUGCAGGCAUCAUGGUGAAACCGCUGAGGGCUGCUGAUAUGGCCACCACACUGCUUGAAGCUCUCUCCUUCAACCCGCGGGACACCAGCGCCACGGCAGCAAGACGGCGCCAGAUUCUCCUGCGACUGUGCCUCAAGGGCAAGCACGUGAUGAUAGUGGAUCACAACUUCAUAAGCCGCAAGGCCGUGGCAGUCAUGCUCUCCCGCUUUGCCGAUGUGGCGCUGGCUCUCGGCUCCGCUAGCGACGCCCUCGCCCGCCUGCAUGCUGCCCCCUCUCUUGCACUCUCCCAGGGGCAAGGGCAGGGGGAGGGGCAGGGGGAAGGGCAGGGGCAGGCACUGCGGCAGAUUCGUGGCGCGGAGUUUCACCUGGUGCUUGUCAACCUGCGCCUUGCUGACAUGUCCGGCUUCGCAUUCACACAAGCUGUGAGGCGCAUGGAGGAGCAGCGCUAUAACGAGGAUGUGGUGCGCAUGGGCAGUGCGGCUCAGCACUCGCACAUCCCCAUAGUGGGACUGGUCAACGACGCCCUGCCUGAACUGGUGGCCAAGUGA